CUGGCGCCAGCUGAGGUUUUUGUUGGAGGUACACACAAAUAUAUGGAGAGUAUAUUACGAUAGCGCUACCGUAAAGCGUUUGCUUUUUCUGCCAUAGUAACAUCACUUUUAAUGCAGCUUUAGAGUUCUAUAUCCGUUUUUAAGUAAAAUAGCAGUCUUGAACACGGGGUUGGCAGGGGAGACGAUCUCUUGCCACGUUGGGUUUGCAUGUAGUGAAAACGACCCUCGACACAGAGAAAAGGCAAAGCAAUGUCUGGUCGUAUGACCAUUGGCGGCGCGCUAGGGCUUAUCCUAGCUUGUAGUGUUGGCGUUUUCUUUCUGUAUCGCUUAGAAAGUGAGCCACUUGUCCCUCCAUUUCACCGCGGAAUGGACUUAAGAUCGAUCUUCGAGCUCAACGAAAACCCGCAAAGCCAAGCAGUUCUAAAACUUGUUGAGAAAAUGAUCAUCCGACUAGACGCUAAACCAGACAACCUAGAAGACCUGGCAAAAAGUUUUUCUAACUCCCUUGCGUGGGGUAAGAAACCUAAGGUCAUUCUGGUAUAUACGUCAUUUUUUGGUGACCUCCCAUGGUUAUUUCUUAAAACAAGCGAUAUUCUCAACUCUUUUGUCGACAAAGCAGUGAGUCCACUGUUUCAUUGUCGCCUAACGUAUAACAAAAGCGAGCUCACCAUUAGUGAUGCCGUAGUUUUCCACGGUAGAGACCUCCCAUCAGUGAAACACAUGAAAGAGCUCAUAAAACAAAAGCCUCCAAGCCAACGAUGGGUAUUUUUCAUACUGGAAAAUCCCCACCACACUUGGAAACCUCUCGAUAAAUUGAACGGAAUGUUUAAUUGGACGAUGACCUACAGACGCGACUCCGAUAUUUUUGCGCCGUAUGGUAUGUAUUAUGAAGAUCCUUCAAAUAAGCGAACUAGUAACAGGAAUUACGCUAUGGGGAAGGACAAACUGAUUGUAUGGCCUGUUAGUAACUGCGGUUACCCGCGCGAGAAACUUGCUUUAAAACUGAGUAAGCUGAUUCCUGUUCACGUAUUCGGUGGGUGUAGAUCGCGAUUUCCUAAACACAGCGAGGGGACUAGCUGUAGACGAUUUACGAAGGAAUGUGACAACCUUAUGAGAAGAUAUAAAUUCAGGCUUUCUUUUGAGAACAGGAACUGUAAAGAUUAUAUCACGGAAAAGUAUUGGGGACCUCUGGAACAAGACAUUGUACCGAUAGUGCUUGGGGGAUCCAACUACGAUAGCAAUGUGGCUGUACCGGGAUCUUAUAUAAAUGUCAUGGAUUUUCCAUCCCUAAAGGCAUUGGCCGAUUAUUUAAAUUACUUAGACAAAAAUGAUACGGCUUAUAAUGAGUAUUUUGCAUGGAAAAAGAAAUAUUCCGCGAGACAUUUCGAGAGUUCAUACACAUGCCUACUGUGUGCGGCAUUGAACUUACAGAUACAACCAAAAGUUUACAACGAUUUAGAGAAGUUUUGGGGUAUUGACGAAAACUGUAAAAUACAUGAUCAAAAAAUGUUUAAUCUCACCAAUCAAUGACGCACAUUUAUCAUGUAUGUACUUGUAUACGACAAGAAUAAUCAGUUUUUUUCAAUUAAUGUUUUUUUUUUAAAUAUCAUUCUUGAUGGAAAUAGAAAGACAAAAUCAUUGGUCAUUUUCCGCUUUCCCAGAAAUUAAACAUCACUAACUAAUAAGUUUAAUGGGUUAUUUUAGAAAAUUUGCUAGGCAAAGGGGAGAUACAUAUUUGUCAGUGGAAAGGUGUAGCAGGGCAACCGCUAGAAAUGGAACUGCUGGUUUUGUAUAGCUCAUUCGAGAGCAUUUAUAAUUGAUAGUUUACUUGCGCGCUUAGGAUGUCUUUAAGUGCCUAAGAGGCUCACAGGGAGUUGUUUUUUAGCUUAGCACCGGGCGCCGAAAAAGUAGACAAGAGAUACAAACGCACACAAGCACUAAAAAUAAUCAACAACGCAAAGCUAAAAAAACAACUCUAACUUUAUUCAAAGGCCUGGCUAAACGAUAAAACAUGUACAUUCAACACAAAUGUUUGAUGAAAAUGUUUUGAUCUGGUUCAAACAUCUGAACGUGUUGAAAAAGCCAAUUUAGUGCCAUGUUUUGUGGGUGGCUAAACGUACAAACAUUUGCGUCAAACGCAAUGUUUGACAAACAUGUUUGACAAACAUGUUUGAAUGUUUAGCCAGGCAUUAAGACCAUGUUACGUUCUUUGAUUGACUUUCAAGGCCUCUCGCGGGUAAUUGUUUUAGAAAACACGUUCAAAUUGAGACCCGUUUAGUAGUCCUUUCAAAGUGUGCGCUCGAUCUGAUCUUUGGCGAACAUAAUCACCAAUGCUUCUAGUUUGCAAAUUUUGAAAUAAAAAUGAGAUAUUAAUAAUAGGCGAGGCGCGACGCACGUGCAAAUCAAGUCGAAGUUUUGGGGGUUUAGUACAAAAUCUAAAAAAAAUAUGUAUUUGCAAACCACUCUAUUUUGCGUAUAUCAGCUCAGUCACAAUUGUUGUCGUAUAUGACAAGCGGACCACCGAGUUGAUUCCUUGGAAAUAUAGAAGAGUAAGUUACAGUAGUAGAGGAAGACUGACACUCGAUUGUUUUCAGUAUUCUAAGGAAUCGAUUCGGUGUUGUCAUAUAUGACAUCGAGUGGGACGGACCCCAUAUACGCAAAGUACGGUGGUGAUUGUCCUUUAAAAAAAAAUGCUCGGAAACGUUACAUUUAUUUUGUUUUCUUUAAAGACCUUAAAAUACGUCAAAACGUCAAAUGGUUUAUAAAAGAUCCCUGAGUCUGUGUACCGUAUAUGCGUCGUCGAGGUGACAAGACCAUCGCAUCAAAACUCGUAUCGAGAUAACGUGCCCCAUAAUUAUCUGUCAUAAAUCAACAACCUGAGAAAAAGAAAGACAAGAAGUUAUUAAAAGAGCCAAUAACCUUCAUGGAAAUAUGAACCUACAUUUGGUUAGGGUUAAAGGGGUACUUGGGAGAAGAGAGUUUGUUUAAAAUUUGGUGUUGAGAAUUUUUUUGAAAGUUUGAUAACAGUCAAAAUCAUGCGAAGUGACCAUAAUGUCUAUAUUAAAUGGUCUGUCAAAUAAAACAAAUACUUUUUAUGGUUUUAAAGUCUCACAUCGAACGGUUAAAAAAGUAAUAAAUGGAUUUUGUAAAAUGA
Nematostella vectensis (starlet sea anemone) is the source of this 3154-nucleotide messenger RNA. RefSeq names its product alpha-(1,3)-fucosyltransferase 7. Bases 250 to 1530 code for a protein of 426 amino acids. Lineage: Eukaryota; Metazoa; Cnidaria; Anthozoa; Actiniaria; Edwardsiidae. The record is from RefSeq and is a predicted model, not a curated record. Gene Ontology annotation, cellular component: membrane. The transcript has a single exon. Gene Ontology annotation, molecular function: alpha-(1->3)-fucosyltransferase activity.